UGUCCCUUGCUUGGCUAUUUUGAAAACGUACAAUUAAGGGUCCGCCAGAGGGGGAAUCAUCCAUGUGGGGGGUUGCAUAAAACCAAACAAAGUGAGCAAGUGAAAGUGAAGUGUGUAACAUGGAAAUUGUUUACACUCCUGGCAGUUGUCUGGUCUGGAGUAACUUUCGAUGCUGUACGUUGAGCUUUUUUCUUUCAUUCUUUUUGGCAUGUACUUAACUUCCGUGCUAUGUGUAAUGUAAACGUAUUUCGUCGUAAAACGCUCGAUAUUCUAAACGUCGUGCGUUUACACAACUGAGAUUGUUUUCAGAGAAGCUUCUUUAGCUGGCACGAAGAACUAGUAGUAGUUUAUUGUCACGUCGUCCAAGGUCUUGAGGGUAUGGUGUCGUCAUAGCUGUCAAGCCCUGAAUUCUAAUGAAAACAAUAACAAAGAGAUGCAUUCGAAUUCUUAUCCUGCUGGUAAUUGAUCCCAGUCGAUUCAAACGCCCUUUCUAGAGCAGUAUGGGAGAAGAAAACUGUGUUGUGUGUGACCUUCAAGAAAAUUUUUUAACAGAGAACAGAACGACCUUGGCGAAUUUAGACUGAGAACCACUACUGAUAAGAAGACGUCAGCUGAUGUGCCAUGACGAACCCCCGGGAAGAAAGACACGUCUAGCCACUGACAUAUCAGGAGACGUAAGCAUAUCAAAUGUACAAUGAGUAACAAUAGCACGCAGACGUUUGCCCAGAGUGGUGCAUUGUUGAGGGAUCGCAGACAGAAAACCUUCAAGAUAAUCGUCAUUGGAGAUAGCAGCGUUGGGAAAACUUGUCUUACGUUCAGAUUCUGUGGUGGCCAGUUUCCAGAGAGAACGGAAGCAACUAUAGGUGUUGACUUUAGAGAAAAACGUCUAAGAAUUGACAAUGAGGAUAUAGUACUCCAAUUAUGGGACACUGCGGGGCAAGAGAGAUUUCGGAGAUCAAUGGUACAACACUAUUACCGCAAUGUCCAUGCCGUUGUCUUUGUGUACGAUGUCACAAGAAUGUCAUCAUUUCAGUCAUUACCCUUGUGGAUUGAAGAGUGCAACAUGAUAGCCUUAGCUAUAACAUUCCAAGAAUCCUGGUAGGAAAUAAGU
Macrobrachium nipponense is the source of this 1111-nucleotide messenger RNA. Its product is annotated as ras-related protein Rab-33B-like. Lineage: Eukaryota; Metazoa; Arthropoda; Malacostraca; Decapoda; Palaemonidae. The coding region runs from base 695 to 1102 and encodes 135 amino acids. The record is from RefSeq and is a predicted model, not a curated record. Gene Ontology annotation, molecular function: GTPase activity; GTP binding. The transcript has 6 exons.